This is a messenger RNA of Limulus polyphemus (Atlantic horseshoe crab), 924 nucleotides long. RefSeq lists its product as uncharacterized. Gene Ontology annotation, molecular function: hormone activity. The transcript has 3 exons. The coding region runs from base 163 to 894 and encodes 243 amino acids. NCBI's taxonomy places the organism in Eukaryota, Metazoa, Arthropoda, Merostomata, Xiphosura, Limulidae. The record is from RefSeq and is a predicted model, not a curated record. Gene Ontology annotation, cellular component: extracellular region.
UCAAACAGUCAACCUAUCUAGUCCGACAGCGAAGGUAACGUCCGGAAUCACCGAAAGAAAUCAAGCCCAAUUCUGUAACACCGUGAACUCUAGCGUGAAUAACGCAAGUUUACUUGUAUCGACACACUUUGCUUUUCCUCGAUAUAUUUACUGAUUCUAACGAUGACCACUGGAUGUCGAAUUCUCCUAGUCGGAAUGCGAAUUAUGCUUUUCCUGCUUUGGACUGAGCUACACGCUACAAUUGGUCAUCCUUCGAGACCAAGUUACCAAGGCAACCACAUUCCUUAUCCGUCAGUUUCGUCUCUUCGAGCUUCUUCUGAAGACUUGGCAUACUCUCUUCCUACGAAGCCAAAUCAAUUCCUUCUUGGUCUCUACACAUCUAAGUUGACAGAUCCUGUCCACACGUAUAACAUCCCUAAUGAAACUGCAGGUUUUCCUACAUCUGGUGUAAACACUUUCUUCCAUGAUGCAAUUAAUGGUUUAACUCCAGAAGAUGCAUCUCAAAUGGCCAACUAUUUUGAUGUCUACAAUGAAAACGCCGACCCUGAAGUGAUGACUAACGAUCUAAAAACCUACAAACUAGAAGAUGGCAAAGAUCUCCAGAUGCCACUCCCAAGUAUCCUUGAAUCCAUCGCUGCUAAGCGUGGAAACCGCCCAUCUAUUUCAGUCGUCAGCCCUCUGGAUGUACUUAGUCAACGAUUACGUUUCGAAAUGGCUAGACACUGGAUGAGAAAGAGCCAGAAACAGAUUAAGGACAACGCUGAAUUACUAAGAAACCUCGGAAAGAGGGACACUGCUCAACUAGAUCCUACCUUUCAGGACCUUCAAAGAUUAAAUAAGGAUUUCCGAGGAUACUCCGCCAAGGUCCGAAGAUUCACGAAGAAAUUAAACUAAGUUACUGUGAAAACUGUGUAAAAAAAAAAA